AUGUGCGAUACAACUAAAUCUACGUCAAAGGAUGACGAGGAUAUUGAUAUUUAUUCUGAACUACCAAACUUCAAAUAUGACGAAAACUUGCUCAAGUUGGAAGAGGAUAAUAAGGCGCUCAAAUCCAAGGUUGCUGAACUUAUGAACAAAUUGAAAUCAUUGGAAACUCAGCUUCAGACGUGUGAAAAAACAAAUGCCAUCUACCGCAGGAAUAUCAGCAUGUUAUUCUUAUCGGCUAAACGUGAAAUUCAGCGUAAGGAUAGGACAAUUUCAGAAUUAAGAUCUAAGAGUUUCCAUGAAGCGCGUCGUGAUUUUCCCAGAAGAACCAGAAAUGAAGCGGUUGGCAGACGGAACAUACCUAAAAAUUUGGAAGACGAGAAGACCAGACCUCCUCCAGCUACUAGUGAACCUCCUGUGAAGGAGGUCACCAAGAAUUUCAGAAAGAAGAAAGUCGCCGACAAUGAAACCUCAGAACAAUGUGCAUUGAAUGAUCGUAAUAGCGACAUACCCAAUGAUUUAAACAAUCAGAAUCUUGAAAGUGGAUCACAGUUCCUUCCCAAUGAAAGUGAAGAAAUUUUGCCGAAAUUAGAUGUCAAUCCAAGUAUUUCAGAAUCAGACAAGGAGAAUCAAUCUGAAAAUGAGUUGAUGAAUGCGAAGAAUGCUGCUGAUGACAAAAAUCCAAGUUAUCAAGAUUCAGAUAGGAGUACAGAUAAAUCUGAAAAACUCAUAAGCAGCGAGUCAUCUGCUGAAAAUGUACCAGCAGAAACUAAUUGCGCUGAUAAUGGAAAGUCAGAUGAGGAGGUGUCAUCAGCAGAUUGUACUGAUCCGAAUUUGUUGACUAAUAAUAAGGAGAACCAGAUCCCAGUUAUCAGUAUUACAAUCUGUGACACACCAGAAUCGGUCUCAGAUUCGUUGAAGGAAUCUGUCAAAGAAAUUGAAAGCUGUGUUAGUGAAAGUAUUGAAGAUUUGAACCAAAUAACUGAAAUUGAAAAGGGUUGUCAAGCAGAUGGUGAAAAACCUAUAGACGAUCAAGAUAGUAUAAAAAUUACUUGUAAUGAAAAAUCAGUAGAUGAUCAUGACAGUACAAAAAUGACUAAUGACAUGAACCUCAAUACUACUAGUUGUAGUGAUUUGCAAGUGCGGAAUGAAGGCAGUUCGAAAGAUAGUGAAAAGGAAGCUUGUAGUAAUGAAAAUGCGAGUGAACAGUUGAAAUUUAGCACUAAUACAUCUCAACAAGAGAAUGAAAAUGUUGUUCUCUCUUGUGCAAAUGUGCUUUUGUCAUUGAGUACCGAAUUUGAAUUCAGUGAAGGUAUUGAAGGAGACAAAACUUGCUGUGAGGCGUCUAGUAAUAAUAUGAAAUUAAGUUCUGAAAUUGGAGAGUCAGAAUCAAGUGUGGAAGUGCAGGAAAUGAAUGCUUCCUCAGAGGAAUUGAAUGCUUCCUCAGAGAAAUUGAAUGCAUCAAGUGUGGAAGGGCAGGAGAAGAAUGCUAUAUUGGAUGAAUUGAAUGAUACAAGUGUGAAAAAUCAUGGAGAUAAUGCUACAGUAGAAAAAAUGGAUGAAUCAAUUUUAGAAGAGCAGGGAAAGAAUUCUUCGGUAGAUAAAUUGAAUGAAUCAGGUGUAGAGGGACAGGAAAACGAUACUAGAGUAGAAAAUCUUGAUGAUGUUGUAGUACACACUGAAGUAAAAGGACAAGAAACCGUUGGAGAUACAAACCUCAAAGAAGUUUUAAUCACAGAUUGUGGAUUCAGUGCAUUUGAAAAGUCUGAUACUCCUGAAAUUGAUGAUCCACCUGCCGAUAAAUCUGAUUCGAAGCUUACAGUUGAAAAGCCGAGAAUCAUUGACAACAUUUCAUCAUCUCUGCACACUUUCAAUUCGGCUCUCGAUUUCUCGAUAUCAACAACUAAUACCAACUCUCUGAAUGCAGACAACAUAUUUGAACAACAAAGACAAAAAGCACAGCUAUCAGAGUCCAGUUUGCAGGUUGUUAACGCUUUGAAGAAGCUCCCAAAAAUAAGAGAAAAUUUCUUACAGCUGUUUGGAGAGUCAUCCAAUCAGGAGAAUCUGAAGGAUUCUGAAACUGGAACUCCAUCAAAAGAGAACGACGGUAAGCAAUGUUCCACUGCUGCAAUCAGCAAAGAAUUGAAAUCGUUGUCUUGUUCUUCAUCUUUAUCCUCUUCUUCCACUUCUUCAUCGUCGAUGUCUUCGUCCUCCUCCUUUAGGACACGAGAGAAGUCCAGUGAGAGUGCCAUUCCUCAGGUUAUCAGACUUUUUGGCAUUGAUAUCACUGAAGAGCAUUCUCCCUUCCAUGUCUGCAAAUCAUCGUCCCAGAACUCUAUAAUGGAAGAGAAGGUAGAUGAAAUCUCCCACUCCACUGACACUAAACGUUGUAGGAAAACAUCCACAGAUAGACCUACAGAAGGAAAUAAAUCUGAAACUGUUACAAGUAAGACUAAUACUGUUGUUGUAAUAGAACAGGUUGAUGCAGUCCUAGAAAAGAAAUCUGUGAAAACUGAUUGUUCGCUUACACAAGUGGUUAUUGAAUCAAAGAAAAUCUCUGAAACAAAAAUUGUUGAAUCACAGGGUCAAAAUCUUCUACAAGAAAAACCGGUAAUUUCUAAGGAGAUAAUCUGUGAAGAGCCCGUUAUAUUUCCUGUGCCAAUAAUUAUUGUUGAUAAAGCUUCAGAUGAUAAAUCAGGAAAUAAGAAAGCUUCCUCACAAGACAAUAGGGCUACUGGAGAGUAUUACUCGAACUUCACUGAAGCUCUUCGAAAUGAGACAAAUGUCAGUAUUGCUAAAACUGAUGUUUCUCAGCCUGAAUUCCAGUUUGAGUCGCCGAGUAGGUAUAUUAUGAGAAUCAACAGUAACUCGGUAACCAGUCACAAGGGUUUCGAUAUUACACAGUCACAGUCCAUCACUGGUGAGGACACCCUAACAAUGGUAGAUCAGCCGAAGUCUGUUCCUGAAGAGGAAAUGAAAACUAACCUUGACUUUAUUGCUAAGAAAGAUAAAGUAAGUGUGUCUCUGAGUAGUGAACAUUUCGAAUUCAGAAAAAGACGAUCUUCACGACCUGUUGUGAAAAUUAAUCGUAGUAGUUUGCCAAAUAAACAAGAGGUGGAUAAAUCCAAGGCUGUAACUGAUGAACAGAAUAAAGCAAAAGUUAACAAUACGGCUACAAUUCCUUUAAAAAGUGAUAAACAAGCUGCCACUCCUGAAAAUGACAAACUAGCUAAAAGUCCGAAAAAUAACAUAUCAGUUAGAAGUCCAAUAAAUGACAAACAAGCUGUAAGUCCACAAGAUGACAAAUCAGCUAAGAGUCUAAAGAGAGGUGCUAAAAGCCCUAAAAGUGUCAAACAAAAUCUUGGAAAACACUCUAUAACCUCUUCAAAAAAAGGUAUAAAAAGUCAAAUGUCUCCUUCGGCUACAAGACAAGAUUCCAUCCAAAAACAACCUCUAUCUUCCCCCUCUCCAAGAAGUAAUCCAACUAAAGAAAAAUCGACUCCUGAGCCGGCGAGGAAAGAGUCCAUUGAAGAGAUUAAAGACAAGAAACAUCUAUCUUCAGUAAGAAAUGCUCUUAAUCAACUGAAACGCCCACUUGUACCUUCGAGAAAUGACUCAAUCCAAAGAACACAGGGAUUCAAGAGGAGACGUGUUGUUAUCAAUCCAAUGGCUCAAAAUGAUUUAAUUAAAUUGGGAUCCAAGCCUACAAAUGAAACACCAAAGGUUGAGAAUAGUGUGAGAAACUGUGAAACUACAAACAUCGCGAAAGAUGCUUCACCUAUUGCAUCGUCAUCUGGAUUAGAACGUUUGCAAAGUUCAUCAGGGUCAGCCGACUCAAAACCUAGUUUGAAAAGAAUCAAUGACGGCAGUCAAUUAGGUCCAGCGAAAUUGAUGAAGUUAGAUAAUUGUGUAGUGGUAGCACGAAGCAAAGAUUCAUCAGUUACUGGUAAAGUGGUGGAUGAAUCAAAAACGAGUCAACAAAGACAUAGGAAUGCAGGAAAAUUCGACUCAAGGACUAGAUCCACCACGAAAGUGUCAGACGCUGUCAGAUCAUCGAACAGAAGCGGACUAACCGAUGUGAAGAGUGACGUUUGUGAGCGUAGGAGCCCUUCAGAGUAUUUCAAUAGAAGUAUCAACAGACGGUACAGGGGUUUGCUCAGAGAUAGAAAACUUAGGGGCCGAUCGCCUCUUGUAUCUAGGAGAAGGGUCGAUAAAAAUAUGAUGAAUAUGAGAGAAACAAGAGAGAGAGGUGAUAAUAGAACUUCAGCGAGAGUAGCAGAAAGGUCUGUCGACAAUGAUGUGCAAAGAAGCUCUACAUUGAAUUUUGUGGAGUGGAAACUGAAGCCAAUUGAUUUCCGACGGCAGAGAAUAGGUAGUUUAUUUGAAAGGUUAGUUUCAGAGAAGGUUCUAGAGAAACUUGAUAAACCUAGAACGUACAUUAGAGCUGAUCCCGGGGAGGCAACUCCACCUCCUAUGGUAGUACCAUGUUCCAAUGAUAACAGGGUUCUUGUUGAUCAGGCAAAUCGAUCCAAUCAAAUACUAUCAUCCCCGGAUCUGUCUAAUCGAUCGUCACAAGCUACUAAUCAUCCAGACACUCCAAAAUCAACCAAUAAUACACUAGACCCAGCUACAAGUGAAAUCAUCUCUCCUAAACCUGCCUCACAACCAAACAAAGUAGUCAUCAUUCGAAGGAGAAGUAACAAUGCUCCCAAAGUAUUGGGAGACUCAGUGGGCACUUUUGUUAAAACUAGCUCUCAGGUGGUGGUGGGUGGAAGGGGAGGGGUUAGCUCUGUGUCACGUGAGAGCGACCAACACCAAUCACGUACAACUUGCAACAUCUCACAUGGUCCAGCUCCAGCUCCAGAUAAGAACGAGCAACUUCCACCGGAAAACGACCACUGCACUGGAAUGCUGUCUGCUUAUGAUCCCUCCUCCCACUUGCCUCUUGCCUACCGCUACCAAAGUUCUUGA
Nilaparvata lugens (brown planthopper) is the source of this 4968-nucleotide messenger RNA. RefSeq names its product serine-rich adhesin for platelets-like. The coding region runs from base 1 to 4968 and encodes 1655 amino acids. The record is from RefSeq and is a predicted model, not a curated record. NCBI's taxonomy places the organism in Eukaryota, Metazoa, Arthropoda, Insecta, Hemiptera, Delphacidae. The transcript has 6 exons.